Messenger RNA from Chinchilla lanigera (long-tailed chinchilla), 6738 nucleotides. RefSeq names its product pogo transposable element with ZNF domain (gene Pogz). NCBI's taxonomy places the organism in Eukaryota, Metazoa, Chordata, Mammalia, Rodentia, Chinchillidae. Gene Ontology annotation, biological process: regulation of DNA-templated transcription. Bases 464 to 4699 code for a protein of 1411 amino acids. The record is from RefSeq and is a predicted model, not a curated record. The transcript is spliced from 20 exons. Gene Ontology annotation, molecular function: RNA polymerase II cis-regulatory region sequence-specific DNA binding; DNA-binding transcription factor activity, RNA polymerase II-specific.
CCCCCCCUCCCUCGGGGCCCCCCCGCCCCCCUCGGGAAAAAAAACCACCCCAAAUCACUCGAACCCGAGGGAGGCUUCCUUUCACCCUCGGGGAGACGAGCUUCCAACGGUUGCCUCUGCUUCGUCUCCCCCCAAGCCCCCGUCCCCUCCCCUGUUCCCACCCCCUCUCCCGGCGCCGGGUGCAAGGUCCCUUUAAGGCGACGGCGCCUUCCUCGGGUCAGACUACCGGCGGCGACGACCACGGGAGGGAUUUUCUCAGACUGAUGGAGAAACUGAUAAACAACAACGAAUUUUCAAUGCACCGGUGCUCUGCGCCUGGGAGCUUGGACUCUCCAGUUGGAGAGCAGAACUACUUCUGGUUCUUAACUUCGGAAUGAUUCUUAACUUCAGAGUGUGCAAAGAGACUUUGGAGAUUGUUAAGCAUGCAGUUUUGGGACCUCAUACCCCAAACUGCUGAUUAAGCAUGGCGGACACCGACCUGUUUAUGGAAUGUGAGGAGGAGGAGCUGGAGCCAUGGCAGAAAAUCAGUGAUGUCAUUGAGGACUCCGUAGUUGAAGAUUAUAAUUCAGUGGAUAAAACUACCACAGUUUCUGUGAGCCAGCAGCAGGUCUCGGCUCCAGUGCCCAUCGCUGCCCAUGCUUCUGUUGCUGGGCACCUCUCUACAUCCACCACCGUUAGUAGCAGCGGGGCACAGAACAGCGACAGUACAAAGAAGACUCUUGUCACACUAAUUGCCAACAACAAUGCUGGCAAUCCUUUGGUCCAGCAAGGAGGACAACCACUCAUUCUGACCCAGAAUCCAGCACCAGGUCUGGGCACAAUGGUUACGCAACCAGUUUUGAGGCCUGUCCAGGUCAUGCAGAAUGCCAAUCAUGUGACUAGUUCCCCUGUGGCCUCACAGCCAAUAUUCAUCACUACACAGGGGUUUCCUGUAAGGAAUGUUCGGCCUGUACAAAAUGCAAUGAAUCAGGUUGGGAUUGUGCUGAACGUACAGCAAGGGCAAACAGUUAGACCAAUUACACUAGUCCCAGCCCCAGGUACCCAGUUUGUUAAGCCAACAGUUGGAGUCCCACAAGUGUUCUCUCAGAUGACCCCAGUGAGGCCAGGCUCUACAAUGCCUGUGAGGCCCACCACCAACACCUUCACCACUGUCAUCCCAGCUACUCUGACCAUUCGAAGCACCGUCCCACAGUCCCAGUCGCAGCAGACCAAGUCCACUCCCAGCACUUCUACCACUCCCACUGCCACGCAGCCGACCUCAUUGGGGCAACUAGCUGUUCAGCCUCCAGGCCAGUCCAACCAGACCUCAAAUCCCAAGUUAGCUCCCUCUUUCCCCUCUCCACCUGCAGUGAGCAUUGCCAGCUUUGUCACUGUGAAGCGACCUGGAGUUACAGGUGAAAAUAACAAUGAAGUGGCCAAAUUGGUGAACACCCUUAACACCAUCCCUUCCCUGGGCCAGAGUCCUGGGCCAAUGGUGGUAUCCAACAACAGUUCUACCCAUAGUGCUCAAAGAAGCAGUGGACCGGAAUCUUCAUUGAAAGUGACCUCUUCCAUCCCAGUGUUUGAUCUCCAGGAUGGUGGACGGAAAAUAUGUCCACGGUGUAAUGCUCAGUUCCGUGUUACUGAAGCUUUGAGAGGGCACAUGUGUUACUGCUGCCCAGAAAUGGUUGAAUACCAGAAGAAAGGCAAGUCCCUGGAUUCAGAACCUGGUGUCCCAUCAGCAGCAAAGCCCCCAUCCCCUGAGAAAACAGCUCCUGUUACUUCCACACCCUCUUCUACACCUAUGCCUGCUCUGUCACCACCUACCAAAGUACCAGAGCCAAAUGAGAAUGUGGGUGAUGCAGUCCAAACCAAGCUCAUUAUGCUGGUAGAUGAUUUCUACUAUGGACGGGAUGGUGGCAAAGCAUCCCAACUCACAAACUUUCCUAAGGUCGCCACAUCUUUCCGAUGCCCACAUUGUACCAAAAGAUUAAAAAAUAACAUCCGGUUCAUGAACCACAUGAAACACCAUGUAGAACUUGAUCAGCAGAAUGGUGAGGUAGAUGGUCAUACUAUCUGCCAACACUGUUACCGCCAGUUUUCCACUCCCUUCCAGCUCCAGUGCCACUUGGAAAAUGUUCAUAGUCCCUAUGAAUCUACUACCAAGUGCAAAAUCUGUGAGUGGGCAUUUGAAAGUGAGCCACUAUUUCUCCAGCAUAUGAAGGACACUCAUAAGCCUGGAGAGAUGCCUUAUGUUUGUCAGGUGUGUCAGUAUCGCUCCUCACUCUACUCUGAGGUAGAUGCCCAUUUUCGGAUGAUCCACGAGGAUACUCGGCAUCUGCUGUGUCCUUACUGCCUGAAGGUCUUCAAAAAUGGCAAUGCAUUCCAGCAGCACUACAUGAGGCACCAGAAGAGAAAUGUUUACCACUGCAAUAAAUGCCGUCUGCAGUUUCUCUUUGCCAAGGAUAAAAUCGAACACAAGCUUCAGCACCAUAAAACCUUUCGUAAACCCAAGCAGCUAGAGGGCUUGAAACCAGGCACCAAGGUGACAAUCCGGGCUUCCCGAGGGCAGCCACGAACUGUUCCUAUAUCCUCCAACGAUACACUUCCCAGCGCCUUGCAGGAGGCAACACCAUUGACCUCCACAGACCCUCUGCCUGUCUUCGUUUAUCCCCCUAUCCAACGCAACAUCCAGAAGAGAGCUGUUAGGAAAAUGAGUGUCAUGGGCCGGCAAACAUGUUUGGAGUGCAGCUUUGAGAUCCCGGAUUUCCCAAAUCACUUCCCUACUUACGUACACUGCUCUCUGUGUCGCUAUAGCACCUGUUGCUCUCGAGCUUAUGCCAACCACAUGAUCAACAAUCAUGUUCCACGGAAGAGCCCCAAGUAUUUGGCACUAUUUAAAAAUUCUGUGAGUGGAAUCAAGCUGGCCUGUACUUCCUGUACCUUUGUUACCUCUGUGGGCGAUGCCAUGGCCAAGCAUUUGGUAUUCAACCCCGCUCACAGAUCUAGCAGCAUCCUGCCUCGGGGGCUCAUUUGGAUGUCUCAUCCAAGGCAUGGACAGGCCCGUGACCGAGGGCAUGACAGGAACCUGAAGAACAUGUGUCCCCCUUCCUCCUUUACACCCAGCAAAGCUGCCACUGUGAAACCUGUGGGUGCCACCCCAGCUGAGCCUGAAGAGCUGCCCGCCUCCGUGGCUCAGGCACUCCCGUCACCAGCCUCGACAGCAACCCCUCCACCAACCCCUACUCACCCACAGCCAUUAGCGCUUCCAGCCUUGGCCACAGAGGUGGCUGAAUGUCUGAAUGUUGAAGACCAGGAUGAAGGGAGCCCAGUCACCCAGGAACCUGAGCCAGCAUCAGGUGGUGGUAGCAGUGGGAUUGGCAAGAAGGAGCAGCUGUCUGUGAAGAAGCUGCGAGUAGUACUGUUUGCCCUGUGCUGCAACACAGAACAAGCAGCCGAACACUUUCGAAACCCCCAGCGACGCAUCCGGCGUUGGCUUCGUCGUUUCCAGGCCUCCCAGGGGGAGAAUCUAGAGGGCAAAUAUCUUAGCUUUGAGGCAGAAGAGAAACUGGCUGAGUGGGUGCUGACCCAGCGAGAGCAACAGCUGCCUGUAAAUGAGGAGACCUUGUUCCAGAAGGCCACCAAAAUAGGACGUUCUUUGGAAGGGGGGUUUAAGAUCUCCUACGAGUGGGCUGUGCGGUUCAUGUUGCGGCACCACCUGACUCCCCACGCCCGACGAGCUGUGGCCCACACUUUGCCAAAGGACGUGGCAGAGAAUGCAGGACUCUUCAUUGAAUUUGUGCAGCGGCAAAUUCACAAUCAGGACUUACCUUUGUCUAUGAUUGUAGCCAUUGAUGAAGUCUCCUUAUUCCUGGAUACAGAGGUACUGAGCAGUGAUGAUCGAAAGGAGAAUGCCCUGCAGACAGUGGGCACUGGGGAACCUUGGUGUGACGUAGUGCUGGCCAUUCUGGCAGAUGGCACCAUCCUCCCCACGUUGGUUUUCUGCCGAGGACAAAUAAAUCAGCCUGCUAAUGUGCCAGACUCUAUAUUACUAGAGGCAAAGGAGAACGGCUACAGCGACGAUGAAAUCAUGGAGCUAUGGUCCGCCCGGGUGUGGCAGAAGCACACCGCCUGCCAGCACAGCAAAGGUAUGCUCGUGAUGGACUGUCACCGCACUCACUUGUCAGAAGAGGUACUGGCCAUGCUUAGUGCCUCUAGCACUUUGCCUGCAGUGGUGCCAGCAGGCUGUAGCUCUAAAAUCCAGCCAUUAGAUGUGUGUAUUAAACGAACUGUCAAGAACUUCCUACACAAAAAAUGGAAGGAGCAGGCUCGGGAGAUGGCAGACACUGCAUGUGAUUCUGACGUUCUGCUUCAGCUGGUGCUGGUCUGGCUGAGUGAGGUGCUGAGCGUCAUUAGGGACUGUCCGGAGCUAGUUCAGCGGUCCUUUCUUGUGGCUAGUGUUCUGCCAGGCCCUGAUGGCAACAUUAACUCACCCACACGCAAUGCUGAUAUGCAGGAGGAGCUCAUUGUGUCCCUGGAGGAGCAGCUGAAGCUGAGUGGGGAACAGUCUGAGGAGCCCUCAGCUUCCACUCCCCGACCCAGAUCAUCUCCUGAAGAGACAGUGGAGCCAGAAAGCCUUCACCAGCUCUUUGAGGGGGAGAGUGAGACGGAGUCUUUCUACGGCUUUGAAGAAGCUGACCUAGAUCUGAUGGAGAUAUGAGUGUUGGAAUCAUGAAGAAUGUGUGAAGUUGGGGGGAAGUUGAGGGAGGGUAGAGGGAAUUAGGGAAGGGGGUAUACCAGGUGGGGUACUUGAGUUAUAUUUUUAAUUUUAUGCCACCACUCCCCCGACAUUGACUUAAAUUUCCCUGUGAAUUUGUGAAUUAUUAGGAAAAUCAAUAGUGAACACGUCUGAGCCGAGAUCUGGCCCAUUGGUCAUUCACUUCUGCUAAAACAGGUUUUUUUGUGACUUUUUAAAAAAAAUCUAAAUCACUGUGUUUGGUAUUUUUCUGAAAAAAUUAAGAAAAAGAAAAAAAAUCCUUUGUGGGCAAAUGUUAAAUUUUGUUUCCCCCUUUACCUCAAUUGUAUCAUAGUACUGAGUUUUUGUUUUUACUGUGUGGCCAAUGUCUUUGGGCAUGAUGCUAUCUAAUAAUUAUUGUCAAUGUGAGAACAUUUCUGAAGAUGGGAAAGACAAAAAUAUGUAGCUCACAAACUGGCUUAUUAUAUAUAUGGAUACUUUUUUUCAUUGUGGUCUUAACACUUUUAUAUAAAAAUGAAAAUGGAAAAAAACCCCACUGAACGCUCUCUUCCUUCUCCUCUUUCCUUCACUUUCCAGAGAGGUUGGUCUCUACAGCAACUCUAGAUACAAAAUUGUGGCUUUAAAAAUGCAUGAAACCACCUUUAAUCGUCCAGAAUGAUGAAUAGAUUUGUCUUUUCCUCACUACCUUCCCUCCAACAAAAACAUGACAAAAACAUUAUUUUUUACUUGCUAUCCUUGACCCUUUCUCCCAUUCCAACACCAUCACUCUGGACAAAGGAUCAUACAUGUGUCAUUAAGCAAGCAAGAGGUACCAAGGCGAUUAAACAGACGUUAGGGUGGAAACCAUACCCCUCUUGCGUCUUCAUUGUGUGAGCCCCGUGGGGCAGGCCCUGCUUCUGUGAACUUCAUCCUGUUAAGUGGACAGACAGCAUGCCUGUUCGAGAGAUCCCAGGCCCUACAGCCAAGAGCUUGUGCAAAUGCUGAAUGUUGAACUUAAAAGCAAUGACAGAUCACUUGUUGAAAUCCUGCUUACCCUAUGACUUUCCUCUAUUUCUCUUAAUGCUUAGAGAAGAACCUGACACAAAGAAGAAACAUGGGGGGAUGUGCACAAAGCAGAAAGACAUUUUUCACUGCCAGCUUCAAGGAAAGAAAUUUUUUUCUACAAUUCGCAUGAGGGAAUUUUUUUUUUAAAAAAACUAUGUGCUUAUGGUUACCAAAAUGUACUGUACAGAGAAAAGGAGCAAAAAACCAAGUCCACCUUUCCCACAGCCAUCUGUCCAUUCUGAGGCUUCAGCAAUGUUUCCACCUCCUGUGAGCUGAGGAGGCCACCUGCACAAACUUGUAAAUGGUUAAUCUUUAAGAUGUACAUAAGUGGAGCAUUUCAUAACAUGAGGGAAAUGCGUUUAUAAAAAUUUUUUUUUCUAGGUAACCCUGUUUUAAUAGGCCUUCACAAAUGGGGAGUUGCUCAAGAUGUGAUGGGCCUAGUGGUACAGGUGACAUUUGUUGCCACCCACUUGCUCCCAGCCCUAUUUUUUGUUGUUUUUAAAACCCCAGCACACUAUAAUAUAGUGAACUGGAGCAGUCCUUCCCAGAACAGUGUGGUCAGCUUUUGGUGAACCUGCAGCAUCUGGAAACAAAUAAGGAUUCAUCUGGACGUCUCUUUCCCAACUUUUUGCCUGAUGCUAUUUUAUUGCCAGACUGAACUUUCAUUCCUCUGCCUUUGAGAAAGUUUAAGAACUAAGGUCACUUCUAUCUACAGCCUACUCUUUGGUAGUCUCCACAGCAACCACAGUCGUAGCAAGCAGAGUUGGGUUGCUGUGCUCUGCACACUGACUUUCUGGAUGGGUUAAGUUUUUAAAGAUCAUAAUACCAACAGUGAUCAGCUGGGUUUGGGCCAGGAAGUUGUCUUUGUGGACUCUGCCUGCAUGGCUUAGUAGUAGAAGGAAGUUUUUCGGUUUUGUUUUUUAUAAUUCAGUUUAAUCAAUAAACGUAUUUAUUGACUA